Molecule: messenger RNA, 1183 nt
Organism: Magallana angulata
Lineage: Eukaryota; Metazoa; Mollusca; Bivalvia; Ostreida; Ostreidae
Product: allatotropins-like
Exons: 6
Coding region: 287-616 (109 amino acids)
Source: RefSeq, a predicted model, not a curated record
GUCACACUGAGGAGAGAAAGAGAGAGGGGUUUCGGCCAAACGAUCAGAGUGAUGUUCGAAAACGACGUGUCAAGCCGAGACGCAGCUGUAUUUAAAGCACAUUAUCCAGACAUUUUUAGCGAAAUUUUUCUGCAACCAAAUCUCAGAGAGUUCUGACUAUCAGAGAAAGCAGAGUGUGACGUCACAGAUAAACGUGGGAGCAAGACGUUGUGUGGUAUAAACCUUGGAAAACGACACUGAAACAGCUAUAACAGAAGACUACCUCAAUCCCUAUAUAAGAUAUAUAAUGCAGAUGGUGAAAGUAGUGCUGGUGACCGUUUUACUGACAUUGUGUGUGAUAGUGGACUGCUUACCCCACAGUAGCACAAAGAUGCGACAGAAGCGGGGCUUUAGACAGAGCAUUGUAGAUCGAAUGGGCCACGGAUUUGGAAAGAGAGCAAAUACAGAUCUAUAUGACCCCUAUCUCACAAAAACACCAAAUCUAAUGACAGCUGAUGAAUUAACGACUAAUAUUCUAAAUAGCGAAGAUCUAGCACAGGCCAUAGUCAAGAAAUUUAUCGACUUAGAUGGAGACGGAAUAAUAUCUACGGCCGAAUUAUUGCGGACCACCAGCUAACGCUGGCAAGGACCAAAUCGAGGUUUUGCUAUACUUGCAGUAACCAGAUAAAGCAAUAUAGAGAGCAGCUAGACAUUAUUAGCUGGCAGAAGAAUCAAUGCAACCGGCAAACACACACACAUACACAUAUCUACAAUUAUAUCAAUCACAAGAACUAUAUUAUGCCAUAAAAAUUCCAAUUAUCUACCCCCGAAAAUAGCUCGCAUUGUUUUGGUUUACUUACAUGCAGUAUAUUUACCCCUUUCAGUAAAAAAAGGGGAUCUUUUGUGCUUGAUUCGUUAGUAUGAAGAGUCUUUAAUUCAAACGAUGCGAGGAAGUCUUUCUUCAAAUACAAAGUUUCAUAUUUAUGUUGAUGUUGUUACAGAACAUUUCUAUUUUAUGAUUGUUGGUAUAAAAGUUUCCAUUUGAAUGCGAACAAAAAACGGUCCCAUGGUUCAAUUCGCAUUUAAAAAGGAAUUUUAUUUACAAAUCCCCUUGCAUAACUAUUUAUACUUUGCAUGUACAAUAUACACCGAUUUCUGUUAGCUAUAAUGUGAAUAAACCUGCAGAUGUCUGUAUAUACUUAUA